GUCCGUGCUUUUCCACCCCUCGCCCUCUCCGCACCCGAGUCCAUUUCACGGACGAAGGGAGGGAGCGAGAGAGAGCCAAGCGAUUGGUUCGGAUCUCGGACGAUCGAAGAGACGAGGCGAUGGAGGCGUCCGUACCGGAACCGAGGAGGCGUCGGAUGGGGAGGCGCAACGCCGAGUCGCCGGCUCCAGCGGAGGGGAAGCGGCCCGGAGCCCGUGGCCGCCCCUCUCUCGUGCGGUACGACGAGCUGCCGGAUUACCUCAAGGACAACGAGUUCAUCCUGGACCACUACCGCUCCGAGUGGCCGAUCCGCGAUGCCCUCCUCAGCGCCUUCGCCUGGCACAACGAGACGCUCAACGUGUGGACGCAUUUGGGCGGCUUCCUCCUCUUCCUCGCCAUAACGGUGGCGGGGUCGAUGGAGGCGAUCGAGGAGGUCACCAGCGCGGUAGUUCCGGGGCUCCCCGCUUGGAUGGUUCGAUCGUGGAACGCGUCGGGGAAUAUUCUGUCAGAAUCUUCCGCGACGCUAUCAUCAUGGAACAGAUCAACCUCCUCCGGUGACGUCGUGGUGCCGAGAUGGCCGACGCUUGUCUUCUUGCUCGGCUCCAUGGGCUGCCUCUCCAUCAGCGCCGUCUCCCACCUCCUCGCCUGCCACUCUCGCCGCCUCAACCUCUUCUUCUGGCGGCUCGACUACGCCGGCAUCUCGCUCAUGAUCGUCACCUCCUUCGUCCCGCCCAUCUACUACGUCUUCCUCUGCCACCCCGCCGCCCGCAUCGCCUACCUCUCCAUCAUCGCCACCCUCGGCUUCCUCGCCAUCUUCACGUUGCUCGCCCCCGCCCUCUGCGCCCCCCGCUUCCGCGCCUUCCGCGCCGCCCUAUUCCUCGCCAUGGGCUUCUCGGGGGUCGUACCCGCCGUGCACGCCUUGUGGCUGCACUGGGAGCAUCGGGAGGCCCACGUCGUGCUGGGGCUGGAGCUAGCCAUGGCCAUCGCCUACGCCUCGGGGGCUGGCGUGUACGUGAGCAGGAUUCCCGAGAGGUGGUGGCCGGGGGAGUUCGAUCUCGUCGGACACAGCCAUCAGAUCUUCCACGUUCUGGUGCUCGUCGGGGCGAUCACUCACUAUGCCGCCACCACGGUGCUGCUCGACUGGCGGGACCGGUCGAUGACCUCCUGCAGCGCCUUCUAUGCUGAAAGCGUUGCCUCGUGAUUUGCGUGAUCCAUCGAAACGCUGUUUCGAUGAUGGGUGAUCGGCGGUACCUUGUCAGAGUUGUGGCUGUCGUGAUCUAAUUCGUUGACAGCUGUACUUGCCUGAUGCACUCUCACGCUUUCGGACGUGCUAAUAAUUUACCUUUCAUGCUGUUAGUUGUGGUUCGGAAUGUAUUUGAAUUUUUAAUAUGUAUUUAAAGAAAAUAAUUUGAAUGAA
This is a messenger RNA of Musa acuminata subsp. malaccensis (wild Malaysian banana), 1415 nucleotides long. RefSeq names its product heptahelical transmembrane protein ADIPOR2-like. The record is from RefSeq and is a predicted model, not a curated record. Gene Ontology annotation, cellular component: membrane. Lineage: Eukaryota; Viridiplantae; Streptophyta; Magnoliopsida; Zingiberales; Musaceae. Gene Ontology annotation, molecular function: signaling receptor activity. Gene Ontology annotation, biological process: response to hormone.